AUGCCUCAAGUAGUACGUCCGUUUCUCCGGAAGAUUUUUCACCUACCCGACCGACCCGACAAUCCCGACGAUCGGGAAGGCUCUCGGGACAAAGAGAAGGGCGUUGCCGUUGUGAUGUCUUGUGCGUCUUCCUACCGCAAAGAUUCGACGGAAGUCUCUGCCGCCAGCAUCGAUAUCUCUCACCCCACGAAAAUCGCCGCCGCCACCGCUACGUCCGCCUCGCAACUCCCAGCCGCGCCGGCGACCGAUUCCACCAAGACCGAGACGUCCACUGACGCGGAUGGUGUCACCCCCAGCUUACCCGUGCGACUCUGGGACCGCGCCUACAAUGAUUUCAAACGAGAAGAGGCGGACUUGGUGGAUGUGUACGAGAAGAUACUGUCCCGGCAGCUCCAGGAUGGCCUCGGCUCAGUGGUGCCCGAGUCCCAGCCGAAUACGAUCGCCCAAAACAACUCGGACACGAGGCGCCACCAGAUGACCCAGCUCAUCCAUGCCGGUCUAGACAAGAUUGGGAGGGAGGCCACGGUGAAAGAGGGCCUUGGCGUGGCCGUGGAUGUCGUUUUGUCAGCCAGAAACAUCAUAAGUUUGGCAAUUCAGGCUUUGCCCCAAGCCGCGCUCGCUUGGACUGGCAUUUGCCUCACUCUAGAGUUGCUUGCCAACCCCGUAAAGGCGACCGAAGCGAACCGCAAAGGGAUCGCCUACGUUGUGAAGAGGAUGGACUGGUACUGGAGCCUGUCGGGCAACCUUCUUAAGGAUCUGCCCGACCACGCCGAUAUGCUCUCGGGAGUGAAACACGAACUGGAAAACCAAAUCGUCGACCUCUACAAAAUGCUCCUCUCUUACCAAGUCAAGAGUGUCUGUUCUUAUUACCGUAACCGCGGUUUGGUUCUCCUCCGGGAUGUGAUCAAGCUUGACAACUGGGAUGCAGACUUUGGGGGUAUCCGAGACGCCGAGAAGCGCUUCCAAGAUGAUACCCAGACAUACAAUGCUCAGCAAGUCACAUCUCAUCUCGGGCAGCUCGUUAGCCAUGCAAGGAACCAGGAGAUACAGCAAAUGUCGGAGAAGGACCAGCAAUGCCUGAAGCACCUGCGCCUUACCAAUCCUCGCGAUGAUAAGGCCCGUAUCGAGCGGACAAAAGGCGGCCUCCUACAAGACUCGUAUCGCUGGGUCCUCGGCAACCCCGACUUCCAGCGAUGGCGUAACUGCCCGGAAAGCCGGCUGCUCUGGAUCAAGGGCGACCCCGGCAAGGGGAAGACCAUGUUGCUGUGCGGCAUCGUCAACGAGCUGGACCAAGACGGUAGUACCGACGUAUGCUAUUGCAAUGUGGCCUACUUCUUCUGCCAGGCUACCGACUCCCGUAUCAACAAUGCAACCGCCGUGCUCCGUGGCUUGAUCUACCUGCUUCUCGACCAGCAGCCGUCUCUCCUCUCCCACGUGCGGAGCGAGUACGACCGGGCAGGCGAAACUCUCUUUCAAGAUGCAAAUACUUGGGAUGCCCUAUCGAGAAUCCUUGCCAAUAUUCUGCGAGACCCAAGCCUACGAACGACCUACUUCCUCAUUGACGCACUUGACGAGUGCGUGACGGACCUGCCACAGCUUCUCGACUUGAUCGCCCAGAAAUCAUCUGGAUCUCCUCGAGUCAAGUGGAUUGUAUCGAGUCGCAAUUGGCCAGAAAUCGAGGAGCGGUUGGAAACAGCCACAGAGAAAGCGAGGCUGAGCCUUGAGCUGAACGCCCAAUCUGUCACCACCGCCGUCAACGCAUACAUCGGCCAUAAAGUCCUUUACCUGUCGCAGUUGAAACAGUACGACAGCAAGACAGAGACUGCUGUACGAGACUAUCUUUCCUCCAACGCGAGCGGGACCUUUCUCUGGGUGGCCUUGGUCUGCCAAGCACUUGCGGACCCGAACAUUCGGAGACGGCACAGCCUUGCAAAGUUGCACACGUUUCCGCCCGGGCUUGACUCUUUAUACGCGCGGAUGAUGAAGCAGAUUAUCCAUUCCGAGGAUGCAGGACUCUGCAAGCAGAUUCUUGGCGUCGCGGCGAUUGUUCGCCGGCCGGUCAGCCUCAACGAACUCACCUCUCUUGUUGAGUUGCCGGAUAACGUUUCCGACGAUCCGGGGUCCUUGGAAGAGAUCGUCAAGCUCUGCGGCUCGUUCCUGACUCUUCGAGAACAAACCGUCUAUUUCGUCCACCAAUCUGCCAAGGACUUUCUCCUUGGCAGGGCUUCGGACAAAGCCUCCAACAAAGCUUCUCAAGAGGCUUCCGGCUGGGUCUUCCCUUUUGGGACAGAAAAUGUGGACCAUAUCAUUUUUUUGAGGUCGCUCGAUGCGAUGUCCACAACAUUACGGCGCGACAUGUACGGCUUAGGCGCACCGGGAUUUCUGAUCGACAACGUCCGAGUGCCGGACCCGGACCCGCUGGCAACGGUGCGGUACUCGUGCGUCUACUGGGUUGGCCACCUGUGCGACUCGGUUUCCGGCACGGGCACAUACCGGGACGAUCUUCUACAGGAUAACAAGGCUGUCCAUAUCUUCCUCAAGACAAAGUACCUUUACUGGCUCGAAGCUCUCAGUUUACAGCGAGCAAUGUCAGAGGGUAUCAUCGCUAUAAGACGGCUCGAGGGCUUGCUGGGAUACAAUAACGGGCGCGAGUUGACAAACCUUGUUCGGGAUGCGCACCGGUUUGCUCUGUCUUACAGAUGGAUCAUAGAGCAAGCUCCGCUUCAAGCAUACGUAUCAGCCCUUGUAUUCGCCCCAGCCGGCAGCUUGAUAAAGGCGUAUUUCAAGGUAGAAGAACCUAACUGGAUUAAAACGAAGCCGGCCGUAGAAGCGGAUUGGAAUACAUGCCUGCAGACAUUAGAAGGCCAUCACGACUCGGUUUGGUCGGUCGCGUUCUCGCCUGACGGCCAGCGGCUCGUGUCCGGUUCGGGCGAUAAUAUCGUCAAGAUCUGGGACGCCGCAUCGGGCAGCUACCUACAGACGUUGCAAGGCCAUCACGACUCGGUUUUAUCGGUCGCGUUCUCGCCUGACGGCCAGCGGCUCGUGUCCGGUUCGCGCGAUAACAUCGUCAAGAUCUGGGACGCCGCAUCAGGCAGCUGCCUACAGACGUUGCAAGGCCAUCGCAGCUCGGUUUUGUCGGUCGCGUUCUCGCCUGACGGCCAGCGGCUCGUGUCCGGUUCGGUCGAUAACACCGUCAAGAUCUGGGACGCCGCAUCGGGCA
Dichotomopilus funicola is the source of this 3220-nucleotide messenger RNA. RefSeq lists its product as uncharacterized. The record is from RefSeq and is a predicted model, not a curated record. Lineage: Eukaryota; Fungi; Ascomycota; Sordariomycetes; Sordariales; Chaetomiaceae. The transcript has 3 exons. Gene Ontology annotation, molecular function: protein binding. The annotation marks the transcript as partial.